This is a messenger RNA of Ailuropoda melanoleuca (giant panda), 2575 nucleotides long. It is a transcript of the gene ADPGK, whose product is annotated as ADP dependent glucokinase. Gene Ontology annotation, biological process: glucose metabolic process. The coding region runs from base 83 to 1564 and encodes 493 amino acids. Gene Ontology annotation, molecular function: ADP-specific glucokinase activity. NCBI's taxonomy places the organism in Eukaryota, Metazoa, Chordata, Mammalia, Carnivora, Ursidae. The record is from RefSeq and is a predicted model, not a curated record. The transcript is spliced from 7 exons. Gene Ontology annotation, cellular component: endoplasmic reticulum.
CGUGUCGACGUCGGCCCACGCCGAGACGGAAGAGGCGCGGGCCGGGAAAGGAGCGGGCCGACGGUGUGGCGCGUCCGUCCCCAUGGCGCUUUGGCGCGGCUCUGCGUACGCCGGCUUCCUGGCGCUGGCGGUGGGCUGUGUCCUCCUGCUGGAGCCGCAGCUGCCCGGCUCUGCGCUUCGCUCGCUGUGGAGCUCGCUGCAGCUGGCGCCCGCGGGACCCGGCUCCCCUGAGGGCCGCUUGGCGGCCGCCUGGGACGCGCUCAUCGUACGGCCGGCCCGGCGUUGGCGCCGCGUGGCCGUGGGAGUCAAUGCCUGUGUGGAUGUAGUGCUCUCGGGGGUGAAGCUCUUGCAGGCGCUUGGCCAGAGUCCUGGGAAUGGGAAAGAUCACACCAUUCUGCAUUCAAGGAAUGAUCUGGAAGAAGCUUUCGUUCACUUCAUGGGGAAGGGAGCCGCAGCUGAGCGCUUCUUUAGCGAUAAGGAGGCUUUCCGUGACGUUGCCCAGAUUGCAUCAGAGCUCCCAGGAGCGCAGCACUAUGUAGGAGGAAAUGCAGCUUUAAUUGGACAGAAAUUUGCAGCCAACUCAGAUUUAAAGGUUCUUCUUUGCGGUCCAGUUGGUCCAAAGCUGCAUGAACUUCUUGACGAUAAUGUAUUUGUUCCACCACAAUCAUUGCAGGAAGUGGAUGAGUUCCACCUAAUUUUAGAAUAUCAAGCAGGGGAGGAGUGGGGCCAGUUAAAAGCUCCCCAUGCCAACCGAUUCAUCUUCUCCCACGACCUCUCCAACGGGGCCAUGAAUAUGCUGGAAGUGUUUGUGUCUAGCCUGGAGGAGUUUCAGCCAGACCUGGUGGUCCUCUCGGGAUUGCACAUGAUGGAGGGACAGAGCAAGGAGCUCCAGAGGAAGAGGCUCUUGGAGGUCGUGACCUCCAUUUCGGACAUCCCCGCUGGUACCCCAGUUCACCUCGAGCUGGCCAGCAUGACCAACAAGGAGCUCAUGCGGAGCAUUGUGCAUCAGCAGGUCUUUCCUGCGGUGACGUCCCUGGGGCUGAACGAGCAGGAGCUGCUGUUCCUCAGCCAGGCGGCAUCGGGACCCCACUCCUCUCUCUCUUCCUGGAAUGGCGUCCCCGACGUGGGCAUGGUCAGUGACAUCCUCUUUUGGAUCUUGAAGGAACAUGGGUGGAGUAAAAGCAGAGCCUCGGACCUCACCAGGAUCCAUUUCCACACGCUGGUCUACCACAUCCUGGCAACUGUCGACGGACACUGGGCCAACCAGCUGGCGGCCGUGGCCGCGGGAGCCCGCGUGGCCGGGACGCAGGCCUGCGCAACAGAAACCAUAGACGCCAGCCGAGUGUCCCUGCGGGCACCCCGCGAGUUCGUGACUUCCCAUUCAGAGGCGGGCUCGAGGAUCGUAAUAAACCCCAACGAGCCAGUGGCGGAGUGGCACAGGGAGGGGAUAUCCUUCCACUUCACACCAGUACUGGUGUGUAAAGAUCCCAUUCGAACAGUGGGCCUUGGAGAUGCCAUUUCCGCCGAAGGCCUCUUCUAUUCAGAAGUCCGUCCUCACUCUUAGGAAGGUGGCUGUGGGUAAUUUUUCUGAAGGAGAGCUACCCAAUUUAAGAACUAUAGGAAAAAAAGAUGGAGGGGUAUCAAAACAGUUUCUAGAUCUAACUGAAAGAUAGAUAGCCAAAGAAACAGCAGACUCAGCUCUAUCAGAUACAUUCCAGCCUGUUGACGAUGACGCAAAAACAUUUCAGGUUUUAAUCAGAAUUUAGCUAUCUACUAACGAGACUGGAUUUUUCUUUUAUGUUGUGUGUUACAGGGGUAAAACUUGAUUCCCAUGUCCCCAUUUAUGCAGCGUUGUCCAGUAUUGUAGGCCAGACUGGCUCUGGAGAGCACGUCCGCCGGAGAAAGCACUUACCCGUUGCCCGGUGCAGGAGCGCAUGCUCGCUCGGCCGUGCUCCCGUCUCCAGUGAAGCCCAGCGCCAGCGUCUCAUGUUCUCUCUUAGCCCCGCGCUCCUGGGCAGGAUCACGAUUUCCACUCAGUGUUACAGUGAAGAUAAUUAUGAGCACACCUUCUGAGUCUUCUGCUCUCAAACUUAAGACAGCCACAAGUCAGGACAAAACGAUCGCUCCUGUGCGUUGCGGUCACAGCCUCGCGCAGCCUUUGGGGGAGGCCUUGGCUCUGUGUGCGUUCAGAAGCCUGGUUGGCCUGCGGGGCGGCCUCGGGGGCUGCCGGGCUCCGCCGUCUGCCCUGGUGCCCCGGGGUCGCAGGCUGGCUGGUCAGAGCCCACCAAGCCGGGGCCCAGCCUCGUGUGCCAGCUCUGCGUACGCUUUCCACCUUGCGAGACGGAUCUUGUUCAUUCUGAUCCUUGAAGGAGUUUGCUUUACAACUGGAAUAUGCUUCUGCGUGUGUAACAGAUCGUGUUUGUCUACACUGAUACACCACAUCCAUUAAAAAGUUUUACCUCAUCAGAGCCCCAGGAUCAUGAAUAAAUCUGUCAUGUUAUGUAUUUAUUUUUUUAUAAGUCAAGGAGACUUCUGUGUGCUUUUAAAUAUAUUAAAACAAUUUACAUUUCAGGAA